Anolis sagrei ordinatus is the source of this 6422-nucleotide messenger RNA. It is a transcript of the gene PTGFRN, whose product is annotated as prostaglandin F2 receptor inhibitor. Gene Ontology annotation, cellular component: membrane. Lineage: Eukaryota; Metazoa; Chordata; Lepidosauria; Squamata; Anolidae. The record is from RefSeq and is a predicted model, not a curated record.
GGGGAAUUCGCCCUCUGCAGUUGGCUGGCUGCUGAAGAGGGGGGCGGUUCCCUUCCUCCCGGCGCUCAGGACCAGGCAGCGGCAGAAGCAGCAACAGCAUCAGGCAGGCGGCGGGAGGCUUUGCUGGUCUUCCUGGCGCUGCUGCUGCUGCUGGCUUUGGCGUGGCGGCCCCGCCUUCGCUCGGAGCCAGGCAGCGCCGCUGCUGCCCCGCCGACCCUCGCUGGAUCUUCCCCCCGCCGCUCAGUCUGGAGGAGGAGGAGGAGGCAGCGGCGGCGGCGGCGGCGGGAUGGGGCUCCGGGGGGAGAGCGCGCCCCUUCUGCUGCUCUUCCUCUUACUCUUUGCUUGUUGCCAUGGGCGUAUUGUGAAGGUGCCUGAGGGUCCCCUUGUACGAGUUGACGGCACAGAGGUAGUGAUUCCAUGCAAUGUUAGCCAAUACGAUGGACCCAGUGAGCAAAACUUUGACUGGGAGUUCUCUACAGACACUACUCAGAACUCUAAAUUUGUACAUGUUGUGAGUACUUGGGACCCAUUGUUCACAUCUACGGAAUAUCAACGUCGGGUUAAUAACAAUGAGAUCACACUGAGGAGAAACAGCAAUGAUGCUGUCGAACUUGUGAUUGGCAACAUCUAUCCUUCUGACCAAGGGAUGUACAGAUGCACCACGCCUAGCACAGAUGCUGUUGUCCAGGGAAAUUACAAUGCUGUAGUCGAAGUCAAAGUGAUUGCAGACGGCUUAACGGUUAGUGGAUCAAAAGCCCAUGCCACAUCCACAUGGAACUUAUCGGAAGGAGAUGCAUUUCAGUUGCGCUGCUCAGCUUCCACCAAUUCUUCAGAACACACCCAUCUGUAUGUGUCUUGGGAAUUCAAGAAUGGCCUUGCCUGGCAAGAAAUCCUCUCCUUGACGCAUGACGGCAAGUUCCAGUCUGGUCUGGAGUACAGUGAGCGCUAUAUCAGUGGGGAUGUGCGCUUAGAUGCCAUGGCCAAUGACAUUUACCGUUUGUCUGUGUCCCAGGCUCUUCCAACAGAUGAAGGUGCCUACAGGUGUCGAGUGAGUGAGUGGGUUAAAGGUGCAGAUGGUUCAUGGCAGAAGAUCCAAGAGAAGACUGCUGACGUAGCAAAUGUUGUGGUACAGCCAACAGCUUUAGGUGUAUUCAUUACCAGAAGCAAUGUGACUGUAACAGAGAGAGAAUCCCUGGACCUUACUUGCAACUUUACAACAGACAGAAGUGGUAUUUUCCAAGCAGAAGUCACGUGGUAUUUCAGUGACUCACCUGAAGAUACGCUAGCAGAGGCUCAGAUUUUGCUGAGUGCAGAUCGUGAUUCUGUAAUUAGUGACUCAACCCUCAUCAGUCUCAGCCAUGUGGAUCGAAGCUCUUACCACUUGCUGAUACGUGAUGUGAGCCUUGAAGAUUCUGGCUAUUACUUUUGCCAAGCAGCUCUUUGGGUGCCGCAGCACAAUGGUAGCUGGCACAAAGUAGCUGAGCGAACCUCUCUGCCGGUCUCUGUGGAUGUCCUGGCAGUAGAGCCAAAUUAUAAUGUGUUUCUAAGUGCUUCUAAAACACCCAAGUUUGCAGAAGAUCCCACUGAACUGGAGUGUAGAAUCACAGAGGCACAGAAUACUGAAGCAAACUUACGUUUCACUGUAUCCUGGUACUACAGAUUGCCCUUGCGCAGUGACGAAGUGGUAAAAGAUCAACUUCUUGCCACCAUGGAUGCAGACUGGACUCUGGUAGUUGGAGACAGAAGCAAACAACGGGCUCAGAAUGGGGAAAUUAUUUUCUCUAAGCCAACUGUGGAUACUUUUCGUUUACGAAUUCAAUGGACUUCUGAAGCAGACAGGGGAGAUUACUACUGUGUGAUUUCAUCAUGGAGUAGGCAGCGCAAUAACAGCUGGAUAAAGAUCAAGGAUGUGGCGUCCAUGCCUCUGAGUAUUUUAUGGUCUACGCAAGAUUAUGCACUCACCGUUGAGGCUGUGAAGCUGAAGCCAUUCUUCAUGGCAGGGCACACUUUUGAAAUGACAUGCAAGGUGUCCUCUCAGAACAUCAAGUCUCCUCGAUAUUCAGUCCUCAUUACAGCUGAGAAAACGCUGAAUGAUCAGACUCAUCCUAAUGGGACCACUCGCAUAAUUUCCCUCAAUCAAGAUUCAGUGGUCAGACGGGAAGACUGGACAGACCAGGACCGAGUGGAUGGUGUGGUCUUGGAGAAGGUCCAGGAAAAUGAGUUCCGCUACAGGAUGUAUCAGACACAGAUUUCGGACGCUGGGCUAUAUCGCUGUGUGGUGACUGCAUGGUCGCCCGGGGGUGGAGGCAUGUGGCGAGAGGCAGUCAAUGGCUUAUCCAAUCCCAUCCAGAUAGACUUCCAGAUGUCAGGUCCUGUUUUUAACGUGUCGGUGCAUUCGGAUAGGACAACCGUUUAUCGAGGCGAGCUGGUGAAUUUGUUUUGCAUCAUCACUAUUGAAGGGGCAGUUCUUGAUCUAGAUGACAUGUCUUUUGAUGUAUCCUGGUUUGCCAUGCGUUCCAUUGCAAUGGAUAGAGAUCCUGUCUUUCUAGCUUCGUUGGAUAGAAAAGGAAUAGUGAUCCAGGCCAGAAGAAAUGGAAGUAGUGAUGUCAGCUUGGAGAGAAUUGCUCCCCUGGAGUUUCGGCUUAGACUUCAUGGCUGUGAGGACCAAGACUUUGGCAACCACUACUGUUUGGUGACACCUUGGGUGCAGUCAGCUGCAGGUGUCUGGCAACAAGAGAUGGAGAUCAAAUCCAAACCAAUUCUUGUAACUGUGAAAAUGGAUGUGCUGAAUGCUUUCAAAUUCCCACUGUUGAUUGGUGUUGGCCUGUCUACAGUAAUUGGACUCCUAUCCUGUCUGAUUGGCUACUGCACUUCCCGUUGGUGUUGCAAGAAGGAAGUUCAAGAAACCAGGCGAGAGAGACGCCGACUGAUGUCUAUGGAGAUGGACUAAACAAAUGGGAGGUGGAUACACAUUUUUCAGGAGGGAAGGGACUUUGGAAGGCCUGAGGCUACUCAGAUUUGAGUGUGUUGAACCAAAAUGCCCUGACAACAAAACCCUUUGAUCUUGUCCUGGAUCUAGAGCUGCAUCUUUUUCUACCUAUGUUUCACACUGAGGACACAUGUUGUAUUUUUUAACCUUUAGCUCUUCUUCCAAUGGCACAUAUUAUGGGGAUAGUUCUUUCACAGGCAAAGUGUUCCACAGUGUCCUUCCAGCAGACCUUUAGACAAGGCUCACUUUCAAGGCAUACUUAUUAAAUAUUUUCCCCUUGUUAUUUAAUAGAAAGAUAGAAUUGGAAGAGUGUUGGAAAAAAAAAACACCAUCCCUUAUAACUAGUUGGCCUCUUGUUGAUAUUUCUAGAGAAGAAAGGAAACAUUCCCAUAGUCUAUUCUAGAUGUAUCUAGUUGGAAAUCUGAUGAGUAACUGAAACUUGGAUUGUAGUCUCAGGAGCCCUAACUUUAAAAAGUGUGCUGGUUUAGCAUUCUUGAAAACCAAUUUCUUAGAAAGUGGACAGCAAUACAAGCCAUCGUUUACAGUGUCCCACCCUUUUCAUUGUGUAUCAUCAUCAUCACCACCAUCAUUAUCAUUAUUCUGGUAAGAGGUGGGUCUCUCUAGUAUGGCUGUUAUCAACAGUCUUAUAAAAAUACUGCUAGAUUUACCAGUUCUGCCCACUGUGCUGUUGGAUUUUGUUUAAUCCGCAUGUCAUCUCUAGCAACUGGACAGAAUCUGCUAGAUAUUCUUGUACAAAUCACUGGGUCAUUUAGCUCAGUGACUAGAAUAUCGGUGGAAAUCCUCCUCAUCCCUAAAGUGAUUUAUUUGUAGCUGCCAUUACAUUGUGAGCCAUGAGAUACUUUGUUACCGUGACCUGCAUUAACCAGCAAACAAGCUUGCUAUUAGGGAACUUAUAUUGGGGUUCUGGGCUAACAGUUGGAGUUUGACAUAGAGUUGGAAGAGACCUUGUGGGCCAUUGAGUCCAACCCCCUGCCAAGAAGCAGGAACAUCGCACUCAAAGCACCCCUGACAGAUGUCCAUCCAGCCUCUGUUUAAAAGCCUCCAAAGAAGGAGCCUCCACCACACUCUGGGGCAGAGUUCCACUGCUGAACAGCUCUCACAGUUAGGAAGUUAUUCCUAAUGUUCAGGUGGAAUCUCAUUUCCUGUAGUUUGAAGUCAUUGUUCCUCGACCCCAUAGCAGUCAUGAGUCAGUUUAUGCAACUGUAACUCUCAAGGUGAGGAGGGAUAAAAAGGGAUGGAUUCCUUUAGAAAAGAAUACCCUUUUCCUGGAUGUUUCUUUGCAAAUGCUACAAUGCCAAAGGCUACAUUCUGUGGGGUGGUGAUCAAUUGUCAUCAUGGGUCUCUUUGGUUCUGUAGUAGAGAGUUCUAGAUCCUGUCUUCCACAUACCCUUGUCCUGGAUCCAAAGAGCUGACCCUGUGAUGUCUGGCAGCUCCAGCACAGUUGGUAUUUCUAAGCAAUAAGAAGUCAGAACACAGGCUUUUUAUGGAAAACAUUAUGCAUUAAACAUGCAUGACUUGAAGCAAACUAAGAGUGGAAAUUGAAGUAAAGAGCAAGUAACCUUUCUUCUGUACUAUGCUUAAUGUUGAAGAGUAAAUGUCAGUUGAGCUUCCAGGUAUAUUUGUUGAUGUCAGUUGAAGAGAUAACUUUGCAAAUAUACAUAGAGGCAUGUAGAAUGUUACUCAUAUCAACUCAGCAAGUAUAUGAAAAUUAUUCUUUAUGCUGUCCAUUUUGCAUAUUCACUGGAAGAUGUGCAGAAUGUGCACAAAUUGGUAAAUGGUUUUCCAUUGAGCUUACAUUGACUCCAGUGUAUAUUUAUGAGUUUUUUAAAAAUAUAUCCUGGCAUUAAGUACAUGGACUAGAGUUUUAGGCUAAUUCUAAUAGUUUAUAUAACUUUUGGGAAGCUUCAGACAGUUACCACACUAAAGAAAUUUCUUUAGUUAUACAUUUUCUAUCAAAUUUCAUUUAUUGUGGUCUUUGUGUACUCUGGUGCUACCCUGUGCUCUUAUUAUCAAAUGGACAUAAGACUGUGACUAUAGCUAGGUUUGGAAGCUUUAAUUUGGUGGAUAUUUGAGGGCUCCUAGAUGAACUUUGAUUUUGACAGCUGUAGGAAUACCCUUAAAAACUACAGACUUGUAAAGUAGGGGUUGACAGUAAUGUCCCUAAAGAUGUCUUAAGAUUACAACAUCAGCCAUGUCUAAUGAGCAAUACUGAGUGAUUGAACGGAAAUUGUAGUCCCCAAAUAUCUGGAAGGACACAGUUGCCCACCUCAGUUGUAAAGUGUGUAGAAUUAAAUGUGGUUGAAAUCUUCCAGAAGACUUAGUAAACACGAGCAUUUUGUGUGGUUGACCACAACAUUAUGUCCUCUGGGGAGAUGUCUUGCACUUGUCCUUUAGAUCAUUCUCAUAGUUGGCUUCCUUCACUUCCUCUGACAUACAACCCAUCUAGACAUGUGUAUUAUCAUUUCACAUUAUAAAGUAUGUAUGUUUUCAGUUGUUUUUCCACAUUGGAAGCCCUGUUUUUUAAAAAACAAAAUAUAGGGAAAAUAAAUAACUAACUAAAGCACAAUUUUUUUCUUUCAUUCAUACUUACAUUUAGUGUCAUUGUCUUUUCACAUUUGGAAGACUAAGCAAAACAGAAAUAUUUAAAUGCAAUAAUUAUGAAAUGUGGAGAGCAGGAAAGUUUAGUUUUCCUUUAGCACUUGUUGCACACUAGCAUUGUCUCUCUGUGGAAAGAAACUCAGGGUCAUUUUGGCUCAGGGAUUCCUUGCUUUUGCUAGCAGGUUUCCUGUUCCUCAAGUCAUUGCCCACUCUUCCUAGAUGCAGAAGUCAUUUUCUUUUAAACCGAAUUUGGACCAUAUGUUACAACUGCUCUCUUUGGAUUAUGGUGAUGCUUCAUGCCCUGUACUUAAUUAAAUGUUGAAGUAGUACCACUCCAGUGCUCUCCUUCCAAUUGUGCCAAUUUUAUAUUAUUCCUCUUUUUAAAUAGGAUUUCUGUCUCCAGAAAACAUUGGUUACUCUGUUUUGUGUUAACUCUCUCUGGUGUUUUUGUUAGAGAACGGGUUGCAUGGAAUUCAGUUAGAUGUUCAGCAGUGUUUGUCAGAGUUGCAGUCAUGGAAUCAACAGUCAAGUAUUCUAAGGGCUUGUGUCAAUCCUGAUUGGUCUCUCUCCGUGCUUCCAGCUCACUGUUGAGAAUUCAGGACACUUGGAACAUGAAUCUGGCAUUGUUUCAACAGUGUGCUGUGUAAAAGACAGGAAAUCUAUUUGUUUGCUUUUGAAAAAAGGUUUUAGGCACAGCUCUGGAAGCUUUUAAAAUUGUGUUAAGCACAGCUUUGGAAGGUAGGAGUUGGACAGUUACAAUGAAGCUGUGUAAUGUGUUUUUUACAUUGAAAAUAAAUUGUCUUUUUUAAUAAAA